This is a messenger RNA of Sardina pilchardus (European sardine), 2492 nucleotides long. RefSeq lists its product as uncharacterized. The transcript is spliced from 10 exons. NCBI's taxonomy places the organism in Eukaryota, Metazoa, Chordata, Actinopteri, Clupeiformes, Clupeidae. The record is from RefSeq and is a predicted model, not a curated record. Bases 136 to 1809 code for a protein of 557 amino acids.
GCCGUACGUACAGCUCCGCACUGUUCUCUGGUCCUCCGACCGGCACGUCGCCCUCUUGCUGCCCGAAUCUCCAUCAUCUCCUCUGGUCUCCCGGAGAUUUCCAGGCUCCUGGUCCGUAUCUGAUCUCGUGCAGCCAUGCCUAGCAAGAGAAAGAAGAACAAGCGCCGCAUGAGGAGAGUGCAGGCACAGAGGCGCGCACUGGAGGAACAGUAUGCUGCUACAGCUAAAGGAACCCCUGCGCUCAGGGCCGUGUCUGCCCCGGGGGCACCGCCGGCCAAACCAGCCAAGGCGUCCAAGGCACCGGCCCCUGCCCCCAAGCCAAAGAUCAUCGAGGUCGUCGCCCCUCCUGCUGUUCUCGUCAAAGACGUUCCAGUGGAACCCCCAGUGCUUGUGCCCAUAGUCCCAGAGGUGUCCGCCUGUCCCCCGGUUGAAGCCCCUGCACCUGAGCCAGUUGCAGUUCCAGAACCCGCCCCUGUAGAACCAGAACCCGUCAAAGAACCAGAACCAGUCAUUGAACCAGAACUAGAACCAGAACCUGUUGCCGUGGCACCAGAACCAGAACCUGUUGCCGUGGCACCAGAACCAGUCAGUGAACCAGAACCAGUUGCGGUGGCACCAGAACCAGUCAUUGAACCAGAACCAGAAGCAGUUGCCGUGGUGCUGGAACCCGUGUGUGAACCAGAGCCAGAGGUGGAACCAGUUGCCGUGAUUCCAGAGCCAGUCGAGGCUGAACCAGAAGUGGUUCAGGAGCCCGAAGUGGUGGAAACGCCUGAACCAGUUCCUGCUCCCGUUGUUGAGGAAGUGGCGGUUGUCGAAGAAGUUCCUGUGGCGGCAUUACCCGAAGAAGCUCCAGUUGUGCUGGAGGACUCCCCUAUUCCAGCUCCAGAAGUAGAGGUGGAGACGCUAGCUGCUCCAUGUGAGGUGCCCAUUGUCCAGGAGACCAUAGAGACGGCAGAGACUGUAGAAGUGGUGGCAUGCGAGCUUACCCCUGAAGCACCAGAAGAGAUUGCACCUGAACCCAUAGUUGAAGAACAAGAGCAGGCCGCAUCGGAGCCUGUCGCUGAAGUGUUACCUGUCGCUGAACCUGCACCUGAGCCUGCGGAUGAAGCCCAAACCAUUUCAGAAGAGCCAGUCGAAGAAGCCUCGGCUGACCUGGAAACGGUAGAAGCCGUGGCCGUGCCCGAGCUGGAGUCGGCUGAAGACACGACCGAAGCUGUGACCGUGGAGGCUGUCGAAGACGCGGCGACCACAGAACUUGCUGCCGAGACUGAGAGCGAACAAGUCGAGGCGGAAGAAGCGGCGGUGGAGCCUUCAAGCGAAGAGCCCGUAGCGGAGGUCCGGACGGAAGAGCCAGCAGCGGCAGCCGAGCCUGCGGGAGCGGAGCAGCUUCCUGAGGAGACCCCUGUUGUCCCAGAACCAGAGGUGCCCCAGGAUGUGCCUGCCCAGAUUGAGGAGGCUGUUGCGGCUGAGAUCGCCCCCGUCGCUGUGGUGGAAGCUGAGGCGGCCCCUGUUGAGCCUGUCCCUGACACCAUGGCUGAGGACUUUGUUGUGACCGAAUCGGCUGUUGCUGUGGAGGCCGCCAUGUCUGUACCUGCUGACCCUGAGGAACCUAUUCCUGUUAGCACAGUUGAGGAGACUGUGGUUGUACCAGAGAAGUUGGAGGUAGAGCCUAUUGCUGAACCCAUCCCUGUGUCAACACCUGAAGUCAUCAAGGCUAAAGAGGAAAUUGUGACUGAAGUGGAAAUUGAAACCAAGACGGUAGUGGAGGCCAUAAAUGGACACAUAGCAGAAGUCGCUAUUGAGAGCUAAACAUGAUGUGGUGUGCGCAAUGGACUAAAAUAUCUACAUUCAAAGUGCCUUUUCAUGUGUGGGCUCUCAUAAAAAUCUCUUGGAUGUGGAGAGGGGAUUCAGACAGAUGUCAUGAUUUUCAUGUGAAUACUGGCUCUCUUUAAUUGGCGUCCUCCUCCUCAUGCAUAUUUGCAGACACUGCGAAAAUGCAUACUUGGAGCUGUCGGUUGGUGAAAUAUCACAGUUUAUAUGUUCAUAUUUGGACCAUUUUUGUAUUGAAACAGUUUUUUUUUUAUUUGCCUUAUCUUUUCCUUUGACCUUUUUUUUUUUGUAAAAAACAGUUUGGACUGUAGAGCUGCCUCCGAAAGGCUCCCGUUUACUAUUUCAAAUGGUGCCUUUUUCCUUAAGUUUGAAUGGAUUUCAAGAGAGGAGCCCUUUGGUGUGUAUGUAUGUAUAUGUGCUGUGCGCCACUCGUCAUGUCUGCGAGUGUCCUGCAUCAGUGCUUACUACUGGAGAAACUGCAUCCAUUCUCCGGAGCCAGGGCUGGAGAGGGUCGGACUGUCGGGCCACACGUGUUGUCUACUCCUCCUGCCUUUUGUAAACAAGUCUAUUUGGUACAAGAUGGCUGCUGGAAGCCAUGGUCCACAACAGACAGAGCUGUAAUGGUUCUUUCGCUCUCAUUAAAAAAACAGAUCUCACCUUGA